UGGAAGGAACUGUACGGUGUAUUUAGCUGUUAGCAUAUGUCGAUGUUUUAACGCUUUGACAGUUUAGGGAAGAGUGAAUAAUUUACGUCUGGUAGAAAUACAGACAUAACGAGCCAUUAAAAUAUGGAAUACAAAAUUUUAAUCGUGAAUACCAUCCCUGCUGUGAAAGAUGCCUAGCGAGUGAAUGGUAGCUUGCUAGCUAACAAAGUAAACACGCUCUUGUUUCUCUCAGACAAGAAAAAAAAAGUUAAUGACAUUCAGGAUUGAGGAUAUUUGAUUGUCAGACCCAUAGAUACCAGGGAUGAAGAGAUCAACAAACCUGCGAGUGAACCAGCGAUCACACAGGCGGAACCGUGGUUAUCGGCAUAAUAGGUUCCAAGAUGAGGAAGCAGGGUCAUCUUACAGGGCUUCUGAGGGAACCAGUGAUGCUGCAAGCUCGACCUCAUCUUCGUCGUCUUCCUCCAAGGCCAGUAGUGCUGCACCUGAGCUGCCCGGGUUUUACUUUGAUCCAGAGAAAAAUCGUUAUUUUCGACUGUUGCCUGGACACAACAACUGUAACCCACUGACCAAAGAGCAGCUGCAGGAGAAAGAAAGGGAAAAACGUAGAGCUAUGCUGCUCACUGAGGAUAAUAAGGCCAGAAAAAAAGCACCAAGAGCUGGAGUGAACGCAGCACUGCUACUGCAGAAAAGACACCUCGGCCUGUUACCUGGGAACUCCUAUUGCAGGUUAGUUCAUGAAGUGAAGGCAACUGGAAUGAAACGCCACAGAAUGGCUAUUGAGGGUAUAGAUGACCCUAACACAGACACUUUCAGACUCAUAGUGGGGGAUUCGACAUCCGAGCGAGUGUUCAGCGUCAGCGACGUCUCUCACGGAGGCAGCAAGUACAGCGUUAUGAACCUUGGGAGCUGCAGACAAGGCACCCUCUCUGUGGAAAUGUGUGACAACCAACAUUUUACCAACCGUAAGGUGAACUCUGUCUGCUGGGCCUCAGUUUGUCACCCAGACUCUCACGUGUUGCUGUGUGUGAUGGGAGUUGGAAAGACCCCUGGCAGUGUCACUUUACUGCCUGCAUCCUUCUUCUGCAACUCCAGCCAAGAGCAGCCGUGGGUGGUAUGUAGCUUCAGGAUCUAUACAGCGUGGUCCUGUGCUUGGUGUCUCAACCCUCAGGCAGACAAGACCUUCAGCACAGGUUUGUCCAAUGGGGUUUUGGUGAGAGAUACAGAAACGGGCCAGACAAAGACAUUUGAUGUGGCUAGCGACGUCCUCGCACAGCAGUUUGCUGUCAGGACUCCUCUGCUGUACAAUGGUUGCCGCUCGGGGGAGAUUUUCAGCAUUGACCUGCGUCAGAAAAGCCACUGGAACUACAACUGGAAAUCCACCCAGUUCCACCAGGAGUCAGCAGUUACCUCCAUACGCAUCCUACAGGAUGAGAACUACCUGCUGGCUGCUGACAUGCUGGGCCAGAUCAAAUUGUGGGAUGUGCGAGUGACAAAGUCAGUGCUGCAGUACAAAGGGCACUACAAUGAGCACACCUGCCUCCCCAUCCACGUCAAUGAGCCAGAGGGGCUGCUGCUGGCAGUGGGCCAAGACUGCUACACGAGGCUAUGGAGCUUAAGGGAUGGCCACUUGCUCAGGACCAUCCCAUCCCCUCAGCCAGCUGCCAAGGACCUGAUCCCCAGCGUGGUUUUCUCCUCCCAGCUGGGUGGCCACAGGGGGCUUCCUGGCCUCCUAAUGGCUGUCAAACAAGAUGUGUACUACUACCCAUACAUCGCUGACUAUCAGGAGGGAGGGGAGCAGUAGUCUGCUUCCUAAGGGAGGACUCUACGCUGACUGCGAUCAGUACAAAGAGACCAUUAGCUGACAUCAUUCAGAGCUGAAGUACUACAUUUUAUGUAGCCCGGUUUAAAAAGGUGAACAUAGGUGGUAGCUACCUCUCAAAAUAUAACUAAAGCCCCAAGAGACAGAGCUGCAAAUCUACAUAAACAACACUCUGUGCCCUCUAGCUGAACCCAUGAGCCAAUUUGCAGUUCAUGGCCGAGAGUUUGUACUGUACUUAACAUCUCAUUAGAAGAAUGCUUUCGUCAAGGGAGUUCUUGAAACUCAGGAGAAAUUAUUUUUAUGCAGACGUGUUUGUGCCAACAGGAAACACCAAUGCUUCAUUUGUGUGUUUUGUUCAAUGAAAGUUCCAAAUAUAAAGCAAAUUUGAUUUACAAUUUUUUUUAUAUUAGAUUUGGGCUGAUUUGAUGCUUCAAAAAAGAUACUGUUUAUAAUUAAAGAUAUUCUUA
Messenger RNA from Lampris incognitus (smalleye Pacific opah), 2286 nucleotides. It is a transcript of the gene wdr21, whose product is annotated as WD repeat domain 21. Gene Ontology annotation, molecular function: protein binding. Gene Ontology annotation, cellular component: Cul4-RING E3 ubiquitin ligase complex. The transcript is spliced from 13 exons. The record is from RefSeq and is a predicted model, not a curated record. The coding region runs from base 302 to 1801 and encodes 499 amino acids. NCBI's taxonomy places the organism in Eukaryota, Metazoa, Chordata, Actinopteri, Lampriformes, Lampridae.